Molecule: messenger RNA, 1284 nt
Organism: Botrytis byssoidea
Lineage: Eukaryota; Fungi; Ascomycota; Leotiomycetes; Helotiales; Sclerotiniaceae
Exons: 4
Coding region: 1-1284 (427 amino acids)
Source: RefSeq, a predicted model, not a curated record
AUGCAUUCAACCCCAGAUUACUUCCUCGAUGCUGGAAGUAAUGGAGACGUUGAGAAGAACAGAGAUAUUGAGAACAACAGCGACAUCGAGAAAAAUAGAGAUAUUGAAAACACUAGGAACAAUGCUAUCAAGGUUCUGGAAGGCAUGGAUAAGAUUAUCUCCCAAAAGAAAAAGACUUCUGAGAAAUACUGCAUCGACAUUUCUCAAAUUUAUAGUUCGAGACUUAGAAGCUCUGCAUCGCAAAUCAACCGCGGUGUUGAUCUCAUCCACAAUUUCGAACAAAUAUAUAGAGAAUACACUCCACUUCCUGGCCUCUCGAUCGGACGCGAAGAACACGAUACUGCUGGUUCCUUGACUGGUUUCCUGAGACAUGAUGAUGAUAUCUACAGUCUCACUUGCAGACACGUUGUCUUUCCGUAUAAAAACUUUCGAUCCGAAUACAAACAUCAGAAUGGAGAGGAAAAGUUGCAAGUCUCUAUACCUGCCAUGAAGGAUCAUGUUGAAACCAAGGGAAGAUUGAAAUUUGCUCUUGAUAACAUCACAUUCGGAAACAAAAACGUGCGCUUCGAAGAUGCGGCGAAUAUUGAUGAAGAGUAUAUGUUGCAUAUAGAGACACAGGAAAUCCAUCGAAAGUCAUCUCUCAUUCGAUACAAUGCGGCUGAAGACUACUGUCCUAUUGCUGGCUACGUUUCUGCUGCUCCAGAGGAAUGGCGCAAAGCUCCUGGAUAUACUGGAAAUCUCGAUUGGGCUAUCAUCAAAAAUCUCUGCAUUGGCAUCAGUAACAUAUUACCUCGAUCAAGAUUCUGGCCAACUGACGAAUGCAAAGCUUCCAACUCAAAGUGUCAGGUUUUACAAGAUUCAGAAAGAUUCAAUAUCAAGCAUCCGAGCUCGUCUUUGGCCCUUGGCACAAAUAAAUUCUACUUCAAAGCCCCAAGUCGAACAUUGGGUUGGCUGGCAUGCGAGAUGAAUGGCAUCAGAAGCAUCCACCAUGAAAAUGGCCAUGGAUGUUCGGAGGAAUGUGUGUUUGUCGGCGCGAUGAACGGAGAAGCAGUAUCUGGUGGAGGUGAUUCCGGUUCUCUAAUCUACGAUAUCGAUAUUGACACUACAGAUGCUGAUAAGCCUACUGCGGCACUCAUACCCAUGGCUAUGAUUUGGGGUGGUAAUGAUGGCGGAUCGAUUAUUUCGGGCUUUGGUGAUGUCACAUAUGCGACCCCCAUUGGCGCAGUGUUGAAGGAUAUCGAGUGUGAAAUGGGAUGGGAUGAGGGAAGUCUCGAAUUUUGCUAA